Molecule: messenger RNA, 2166 nt
Organism: Acanthoscelides obtectus
Lineage: Eukaryota; Metazoa; Arthropoda; Insecta; Coleoptera; Chrysomelidae
Source: the annotation of a GenBank genome assembly
AUUCUUAAAAAGCAAAUUCAUGAUCUGGUAAUAAUGGGUUAUUAUACUGAAUAUUUGGUAAUAAUGUAUCUUGUGCUUGUGUGGAUGUCUGACGUACUGUUGAAAACGAAAUAUCUUCAUAUGUCCGCGAAUCAGCUGUCUCACAUUGAGGUCGAAUAGAGCUGGUACAUGCUGAAGAGGAACGGGUAGAAGGUAUGCUGUCUGCAGCAAGCGAUGAAUAACUAGACGUUGGGGAGAAGAGAGGUGCAGAGAUAUGAGACACUACAGGCUCAUCCAAGAUUUCACCGGCAAGAUUUAGGACUCCCACUUUAUAUUUUCUUUUCUGCUUGUCUGUCAUUUUUUUUAAAUCGGGCAAUAGACUCAACAAAAACUGCACAUCGGCAUCAUCAUUAGUGAAAGCAGGUGGUUUAUACGGUGCUUGCUUCUUUUUUUCAAAAAAUUCAAAAGCAGAUUUGUUAACAUCUGCCAAAGAUAUUUGAUUCGGAGUAGUUUUAUUUCUUUUAGGAUUAUUUACACUAGGUACUGACGAACUGGAUACACUUCUCUUUUGAGUUUUUUGCUUUGGAUCUCCAGAAUCAUUUUUUUCCAAACUGUCUGUCUGAGAUACAAUAAUAUUUGAUACAGGCUCGUUAAAUUCUUCAGGAAUCGACUGUUCAUCAUCAAUAUCGUCAUUUCUCCCUUGGUUGUUUUUGUAAUUUCCAAUUUUUGGACUUCCUAAUUGUUGAGUUUAAAGCUCUUCGGUCUCUAGGUCCUCCGUAAUUGAUUCUUCAUGAAUUAUAUCGGCCGUUUCAAUAUUCUUUGGUGCGUCAACAUUUCCUUUCGGUUGGCGGGACUUAGUGAACGGUAAAACAAAACAUAAGUACUCCGAGAGAUAGUAUGGGCGUUUUACCGAUGCUCCAGAUCCAGAUGGCAUGUAUGUCUUUAAAUGUUUCGUGUAACUUCCACGUAAAUUCUUCCACCUUUUUUUGCAAUCUGCGAUGGUAGCUACAAUAAAAACACAUCAUUAAGAUAUACAAAUGAAGCGUGCUGAGCAUAAUGUGUAUUUUGCAACCGGCUGCAAUCUAAAGGCACUAUCAUGUUAUUUUUUGAGAGGUCAUACUACCAUUAGAGAAAUAAUUGCAAGAACUUCAGUAGUAAUUUGGAAAGUUCUACAACCAACUUAUCUUCCUAAUCCUACCAAAGAAACAUGGGUACAAUCAGCUCGAAGAUACUGGGAGUUAUGGAAUUUACCAAAUUGUGUGGGGAGUAUAGACGGUAAACACAUCAGGAUCAAACGUCCACCAAAAUCAGGUUCCGAAUUUAUUAAUUACAAAGGGUAUUUUUCCAUUGUUUUGAUGGCUGUAUCAGACGCAGAUGGCUGUUUCUUGACCAUUGAUGUUGGUGAGUACGGCCGAAAUAGUGACGGGAGGGCAUUAAAAGAAAGUAAUUUUGGAAAGAAAUUAGUUAACAGCACGUUAGACUUGCCAGACCCAUCUCCAUUACCAGGACAAGACACAAAUUUUCCAUUUUAUUUUGCUGCAGACGAAGCUUUUCCAUUGAUGUGUACUAUAAUGAAACCCUACCCUAAAAGAGGCUUAACAAAUAGAAAAAGGGUAUUCAAUGGUAGGUUAUCAAGAGGUCGCAAAUCAGUUGAAUGCUCAUUUGGAAUGAUGUCAUCCAAGUUCAGAAUUUUACACACAACAAUUGGUCUUAAUAUAAAUACAGUGGACAAUAUUGUUAAAGCAGUGUGCUUACUGCAUAAUUUUAUUAAAAAAGAGGAAGGUAUAUUUUCGCGCCCGCGAGGAAAGAAAGGAAAUGAUGAUGACAUAGAAGUAGAAAAUGAGGAACAGCCUUAUCCGAGACUCUCAAAUCAAAGAAGAGCUACCAAUCCAGCAAUUGCUACACGGGAGAAACUUUGUGAUUUUUUUUUAACAGUGGACGGGUCACUUAAAGGUCAAAAACGAUUUUGUGUAUGAAAACAAGAAGAUAACAAUAUUAACAGAAUAAAAAGAUAACUAAAUAAUGCCUUUAAAUAAAAAAAUAUAUUUUUCAAGGAACCACAUUUUUUUAUUACUUACCUCCUUCCCCAAUGUCUUUUGCAAUUUUCGCCCAAGCCCGUUCUUGCACAUGGAUCAUAUGAUAAUCCUCCCGUGUAUUGUCAUACAGACAGGGAUAUGCCUCUACAAG